This is a messenger RNA of Melanotaenia boesemani (Boeseman's rainbowfish), 1106 nucleotides long. RefSeq names its product S100 calcium binding protein Z (gene s100z). NCBI's taxonomy places the organism in Eukaryota, Metazoa, Chordata, Actinopteri, Atheriniformes, Melanotaeniidae. Gene Ontology annotation, cellular component: cytoplasm. The transcript has 3 exons. The record is from RefSeq and is a predicted model, not a curated record. Bases 422 to 781 code for a protein of 119 amino acids. Gene Ontology annotation, molecular function: calcium ion binding.
GAUGAAAAAGAAAACAAUAAAAAAAAAGUCCUGGCUGAUUACCAAAUUAGAUUAUCUGCCAGUGCAGGAAGUGUUAGACAAGGGAGAAACAAGUUUCAUAGAACAAAUGAUCAAACAUUUAUCAUAAGUCCUUUAUUAAGUAAAAUAAAUCCCUUUAAACUAGCUGUUCGUGCUUCUUUCUGUGUUUCUUCUUUCUCACUUUUAGAGAUAUGAUCUGAAAACAAGAGCAAUUGAACAAGCUGAGUUUUCUGAAUUGCUGGAGUGGCAGUUCAUACUGGGGGUGUUGUGGGUGGAAGUGGUUCAGGCAGUAGAACAGGUUGUCCAGUAACUGGAAGGUUGGUGCUUCCACUCCCACUUUAUCCUGGUCAAUCUGCACCUGGGGAAGACAUUUCACCCACCUUGUCUCCAUUCUGGUGUAUCAAUGUUUGGUUGGUGUUGGAGACACCGCCGGCACAGCUGCAAGAGUUUUUAUCCUUCCAGCAGAAUGCCAAGCCAGCUUGAGGGUGCCAUGGACGCACUGAUAACAGUUUUCUACAACUACUCUGGAAAUGAUGGCGAUAAACACAAGCUCAACAAAGGCGAGCUGAAGCAGCUCUUGAACAGCGAGCUCACGGACUUCCUCAUGUCUCAGAAAGAUCCGAUGCUGGUGGAGAAAAUCAUGAAUGACCUAGACUCUAACAAGGACAACGAGGUGGAUUUCAACGAGUUUGUUGUAUUGGUGGCCGCCCUGACUGUCGCCUGCAAUGACUUCUUCCAAGAGCAGAAUAAAAAUAGCAAGUAGAUGCAUGCAGAAUAUCAAGUGUAAACUAAAUAUAAAUCCCCAACUAGUGAUCUUAUCACAUUUAAUGUCAUAUCAACUAAUUAUUUAGAAAUUUUCCCAAUGUAAGGUUGUGAAUUAAAUUAAUCUCUCUGACUGAUCCAAACUAUUAUCAUGUUCAUUUUGCAAUGAAUCAGUGUAAUUCAACCAACUCUGAUUAAGCUCUAAAACUCUUUUAGUUUUGUUUGUUAUUGUUAGUUAAUUCAGUGAUUUCCUCUAAAAAUAUCUUUGUCAUCUAAAGCUGUGUUUGUAUGUUAGCUUUUGUCCCAGCAGAUCUCCCAGCUCAGAC